AUGCCUGGCUUCAUGAGGAGCCAAGUGAGCCAAGUCUUCCGGAAGGUACCCCUUGCCGCCGAUGGCGCCACCAAAGAUGUGGCGCAGCAUGAGUUUCACAGCGGCACGGCUGAAGCUGCUCCCCGUGAGCCACGUCCAGCCUCGCGGUUGGGCCAGGCUGCGGACUUCGGACCAUCGUUUCCUGCGCCUGGCACCGGCAAGGUGCGGCUGUAUGUGGCGCUGGCAGCAGGGCUGGUUGCAGACCUCCAAGUGGAGCUCGGUGAGAGGACGAAAGACCAGGUGACGCUGGGCUGCGAGCUCUUUCGCGCCGCAGGGGCCGGCGACGUCGCUCUGGUGCGGGAUUUGCUGGAGGAGGGCGCCGACCCGCUGCUGCGCCACGCUGGCGGGCAGCUGCCCCUGCACGUGGCGCACGGGGCACCUGUGGUGCGGGAGCUGAUGCUGGCCUGCCCAGUGGCAGCCUCCGUGAGGUGCUUUGCGGGCCGGACGCCGGCGGAAAGCUUGUUGAAGGGUGGUGCCGAGGCAGAGUCACUGCUCUUGGUGCUGGGCUCGCUGGAGGCCCUCGAAGCCUGCUUGCAACCGCAAGCUGGGAAGAGCCUGCUGGGCCUCCUGGAGCCCCGUUUGGCCAGGGAGGUGCUGGCGAAAGCAUGUGGCCCUGUGUCUGGCUGCUGCACGGUGCAAGAGGCAUCGACACUGCUGACCGAGAUGGCUGAGGGCCGAGCCUCCUUCUGGAAGCUGAAGCAGCUUUGGCACCGCUUGCCAAAGGGCCUGGAGAUCCUGGUGCUGAGGCAUUUGCUCUUCGAGGGGCCGGCAUCUCCAGACACGGCUCAUCGGCUACAGCUAGUGGUGGAGAAGCUUGUGGCCCGACUUUGUCAAGACUGCUUGGAGGAGGGCGCCUUGCAGAGCGUGUCGGAGAUCAAGCAGGAGCCCAGCUGCCAAGAACUCCUCCGUGGCCUCAUGCAGGUGCUGGCGUUUCAGCAGAGGCCCCAAGAGCACACCAGCUGCGCCCAGCGGGCGGUGGACCUGGCACUUCGGAUGAACGACCUGGAGCCCACUGCCUUCUCCACCUUCCUGAAGAUGCUGCCCACAUGUCCGGGGGCUGCCUGGUCCCCAGACCGGGACGCUCUGGGCUGGCUGCUGCUUGGCUUUCCCACGGCGGAAGGGCCCUGGCCCCAGGCUCAUCUGGAAGAGAGCUGGCUGGCAAGGGUGCGUAACGUUUCCGAGAACGAUCUCUAUGAAGCAGCAGCCGAGCUGCGAUUGUCGAGAUUGGAACGGUGCGACUCUGUCGCCGAGGAGCUGGUCCAAGCCGUGCGGUCUGUUCGCAACAGCCCGAUGCAGGGUGUGGAGCCACUUCAGGUUGCAAUGGCUUGGAUUCACUGUGCCCGGCUCUGGAAGCGGAGUAUUCAGGCAGAGGCUGAGGUUCAGGACACGGUGCAGCGGCUUCUCAUGCAGGGCUUGUCCCAGGCCGUGAGCUCACGGCUGAUCUUCCGGUGUCGGAGGGCCGAGAGCUACAGAGAAGCCUGGCAAAAGGCGCUGGCCGCUUGGCCUCGGGCGCCCGAGUGCCGCCUUCCUGGCCUGCUUGUCUGGGACCUCCUCGAUACAACCCGGCACAGUGUGGUUCGCAAAGCCUGCGGCGUCACUGAGGUUGCCAUGCCCACGGCCACUGACCUCCGCAGCGCCCACGACGCUCUGAAUCGCUUGGUUUGGUCUUCGCAUGGGGCGGAGGUCCUGUGGACAGCCAACAGCUUCGACAUCGCAAACAGCAACGUGGACAACUUCUUUGGUGGCUGCCUUAGGGAAGUCUUGAAGUUGAGAACCCGCCACGGCCCGGUUCUCGUUGAGGUCCGUUUGUCCCUGAGUUCCGACCGGAAACGUGCCUCUGCUCUUGAAGCUCUUCGAGACCUACUGCAGGGCCGCUUCGAGGUUCCUGCGCGUCGGCCCCUAUGGGCGCGGCUCCUCCGCCUGGUGCUCGACCUCCGUGGAAAGGGCAAGGCCGCCAUGGAGGCAGCGCAGGGCAGCGCACGUGAGGCACUUCGGGACCCAGCCUUUGCGGCCUACGCCGGCCAGCCCCUUCUGAAGCAACUGCAGGAGCUCUCGCAGCAGCUCAGGAGGAUCAAGGACGAGGAGCGGGCCAUGGAAGAGGGUGCGGAGGCGUUGCACGAGCGAGCAGCUUUGGCAGAGAAGUUCUUGCACCGCCUGGCGUCUGCGGGGGCUUUCCAGACUGGCCUCACGCCCAGGGCUGUGGAAGAAAGUCCCAGGAGCGCAGUCACGGAUGAUGAGCCGGCUGCAGACUUUGAGGGCAGCCUGCUUCAGAAGUACCUGGCGUCCCAGGCGCUACCUGCGGCGCCUAUGUUCGAAUGGAACGUCGCCGCAUUGGCAGCGGGCCUGGCUCGGGCCUUCGUGCCAGUGUUUCGGUGCGAGCCAAAAAGGCACGCCGGCCUGCUGGCCUCGCCUGUUCAAUCAGCGUGUUGUGCAGUGCUUCUGCCUUGGCCAUGCUGGGUGCAGUGGGGCCGGAGAGCCAUCUCCGGCGCCUCGUCUGCAACUUUCACAGUUCAGUUGGUUCUUGCUUUUCGCGCAUCCUCCUUCCUGAACGCCAUCGGAGUCUGCUCUGCCAGGCUCUGGCCAGAGCAACCGGCCGAAGAGUGCUGCAGGUCUGUCCGGGAUGUGCCCCUGGAGGAGAGGACCACGCCAAGGCGAAGUCGCAGAAGUGGCCAGAGCACCCCGAGCACUGUGGAUACGCAAGGGUCGCGUCGGCAGAGCAUCGCUGAUAGUGUGGAAUCGCAGAUGGAAGACGCAACCACACCUUGCAUCAUGAAGUCGCAGCACGACACUGAGAUGCCAAGCAUGAAGCAGCCUGAGGGAGCUGCGUUGUUGGCCAUGCUGUCCAGCUCUGCUCCUUCCAGUUUCGAGCCCGGUGCCAAUGUGCGCUUGUGCUCGCAUGUGGAGAUGGAGUUUCUGUGGCAAGCGCUGCACCAAGCUGAGAGUUGCACCCAACAGUUCAAUUCUAAGCAAGUGGAGCUGGAGACCGCAAACAACAAGCUGACAGAUCUGGUCGCAAAGCUGGAGCAGGAGCUUGGCCAGAAAGAUGACGAGUUCCGUGCCCUCCAAGAAGAGUUGCACCAAGAGCGUGAGGCAUGCAGCGGCGCUCGCUGCAGAAUGGAGAAGCUUCAACACGAGUAUGAAGGCUCAUGUCAACGACUGCAACGGGCCGAGACUCAAAACAAUGAGCUGACGGUGCUGGUGGCAGCCCUGCAGCAGCAGCUUGGCCAGAAAGAUGACGAGCUGCAGAAGCUUACCGAGCAAAUGGCUCACGAGCUGCAGCUGGCGAAGGAUGCGAAAGAGCGCAUGGAGAGCGAGCAUCC
This is a messenger RNA of Symbiodinium natans, 3359 nucleotides long. NCBI's taxonomy places the organism in Eukaryota, Dinophyceae, Suessiales, Symbiodiniaceae. The record is from the annotation of a GenBank genome assembly.